Messenger RNA from Echinococcus granulosus, 5013 nucleotides. RefSeq lists its product as hypothetical. Bases 1 to 5013 code for a protein of 1670 amino acids. The transcript is spliced from 11 exons. The record is from RefSeq and is a predicted model, not a curated record. Lineage: Eukaryota; Metazoa; Platyhelminthes; Cestoda; Cyclophyllidea; Taeniidae.
AUGAGACAAUUCCGGUUGUUAGGCUUCGCGGAUUUGUAUCAACACAUACUGAAAGGAUCGGAGACCGUGCCUCUAUGUGACUGUGUGGCUCGGAUUCUGCGCUUUCUGCGUCAUCGCGACCCGACGGUGUGCAUUGCUGGUGUUGACGGGGCCCUGGAUGCCUUUGUGGGCGAGAAGCGCACCACUCACCGCCAAGCUUUGCAGGCCGCUCGCGCCGGUCGUUCGGUCUCUGAGCUCGAUGCACCCGCUCGUGCUCUCCUCCUCGAGCACUUAAUUGAGUGUGUUUAUGACGAGCGGCCCGACCUCAGCUUCAACGCUGUUCUAAAUGCGCCCAAGGCCAACGCUGAGAGGGACGUCGGCGUUCUUGCUUCUCCUGACGACGAGAGCCUUCUCAUCAAAGUUGGUCAAGAUGCUUCUGGAUCAAGCUACUACUACAUGGAUGACCUCCGUCUCUAUCGCGAAACCCCUCAAGGUGGCUUCUCAUCGCACUGGUCCGUGGCUGUUGGUCCAACAAUUCAGCAAUGGACCUCCUUCAUCGCCUCGCUGGGUCGUGCUGGAGAGGAGGCGGAGUUGUGUCACUUUUUGAAAAAGGAUCUCUUUUCAUACGUACAGGAAUGUAUUGAAAACCCAUAUAUGAGUGACUUCGCUGAUGAGCUCAAUUCGGCUCGACUUCUGGACAAGGAGGCGGUUGAAUUAGCAGAAAUUCGGCAGCAAAGAGGAUUGCCUGUGGUUUCUACGUCUCUCCCUUCGGUCAAAUCCUCGACUUCCCCAUCCUCUCAGGUCGCUGCGCCCCUGGCGACAGAAGGCGUCACUGGCAGUAGUGCGGCAAGUAGCAGUGGCAACUCUACUUCCACUUGUCCUCUCACUCCGCCCAACGAAACACCCUCCGUGCUCCCUGGUGUAUCUCAGGCCUCUCAACCCACUGCAUCCACGCCGGAGUCAUCUGCCGCGCCUAUGAAGGCCAGUCUCACUGCUCCCAACACGCCAUCCACUGGAGUCUGGAUACCGGAUAGCAGUCAUCCGUCCUCAUCAACUGUAGUAGGAGGUUCGACGAGGGCAACCCAUUUUCAGCACCCAAACAGCGUGGAACCUCCGCACUCAGUUUACUCGCUCUGUUCCUCCUCACCGUCUCAGCAGCAUAUCAAAUUGACUAAUGAGCCGGUGUCAGGGCAGCAGCAUUUACUUGAUUCGCCCAUUCGGCGACCGGCCAGUGGACCCAUGCCUGCAGAGGUCGCUCAUCAAGCGGACGGUGGCCAACCACACUCGGCUCCGCCCUUCUCCGCUCCUUCGUCUGUUGGUGAUGGUCGCAGGAGAACUUCCAUAGUCUCUAAUCAAACCUUUCCCAUGAGCGGACAAAAGCUUGAUGCCGCUCCCUCCCUGAGUGGUAGCGCGCCUCAACCUACGGCUGCAGUCUCCGGCCCCCUCCCCCCCGGCCCUCUCAUGUUACCCCCGCACGCCCUCGUAUUCACUACGGAGAUGGCUAACGAGGCUGCAGCCAAGUGCCAACGUACCCAAAUGCGCAUCACGACUUUCCACUCAAUGCAUCCACUGGUACAGCAAUUCAUGCUGCAAAGCGGUCUAAUUCCCGGCGGUAACUCUUCCGCCAUUGGUGGCAGCUCUGCCAAUUGUGCUGUCACACAGGAGCAGCUGGAGAACCGGAAGAGUAAAAUGGCUCAACUAGAGAAAAUACACUCGAAACUUACUAAGAGCAAAAUGGCUUCUACUCCUGGCGCCGCAACGGUUGCCGCCAUGCAGCAGCAACAAAUGUACGCGGCUGUCGCUGGUAAUGGUGGUCAAUUAUCUCAACCAUUGGCACCUCCUCUUCCGCCACCUGGUGCCGCCAUUCCUCCAAUUCAACACGACCCGCUUCAUCUUCCACCCCAUCCUACCGAGGGCAUAUCUGCCGGCCUUAAUCAGCAGCCACGUGGACUGAUGGUUGUUCGACCUGACGAACGUGACUUUGAUCGGACGUCGUGGCUGCAGCAGCAGCGGAAGCACCCUGGCUCGAUGGGGGACCCUAAUGGUGCCCACUUCCAGUAUAGUGGUUCGAUGGACCAUAUGGUUGUUCCCCCUCCUCCUCCAGGCGGUGGAGGUCCUCCUGUCCUUGUGGUCCCUCCAAACAAUGCUUGUGGAUACCCGCCUCCACCCAAUAAGUUCUGUGUUCCUGCACCUCCACCACCACCAUACAAGCGUCCCUACCCACCCGAUAUGACACCUCCUGAACAGCAGUUCUGGGAUCAACAGCAAGCUAUGUUUGAGCAGCAUCAGCAGCAACAAGCCAUGCUGAUGCAACAACAACAGACCGUUGCCACCACUCCGGUGAACUGUGGUCGGCCAACUUCAGGCAGGGGUGGUCUAAGCAAGAAACGCAAGUCGGUUUCUGGAACAGUUGGUCGAUCGGCGUCGGCUCGCCCUCCACAGCUGCCAUCUAUGUCUCCCUUCAGCAGUCCACAGCGGUUGCCACAACCUCAACCACCUGCCAGUAUGAUAAAGUCUGGAGGUUUUGGAAGUGUCCCCAUUGGGCCUCUACGCAGCUCCGCUCCAGGCGGUUCAUACCAAGCCAUACCCAGUGAUCCGUUGAACGGCGCAUAUGUGAAUCCUAGCUACCGAGGCUCCGCCAUUGCCUCUGGCAAUCCAUCAACAGUGAUAGAACAGCCUCAAUAUCCACCAGUUCCUCCUGGUUCUACAAGCACUCCCCUCCCACCCACAACCCAACAGCAGCUUUCCACUAGCGGUUACAGUCACCUGGUGGACAGUGUCCCUGUCUCCUCCCCUACACAGCAUCUCACUUCUGCGAGCCUCGCGAGUCUUGCGCGCCUCUCCCAACUCUCGGGUUCCGAAGGCCCCUUUUGUUCCCCUCCUCCCGCUGUCUCGACUAACUCCGCCCCCUCCUGUCCUCCUCCACCCUCGGGGUACUCAAGGAUGGCCUCUGCACCCGAUAUUCUUGCCUUCUCCGGUGGCGGCGGUCCUGCCAUGAUUGCCAAUCCCGAUAGUGAUCCAAGCUCUCUCUUCUCAAUAGGCUCUGCUCCCACAAACUCUAGUACUGGAGGUGGUGGUCCCUCUUAUCAGGCCGUGGCGAUACCCCCAGGAAGUCAGCAGAUUUCGCCGCAGCAGCACUUUUCCACAGGUCCUAGCCAACCUGUGGGCGCUGUUCGACCUUUGGAUCAGGUGCAGCCGCCAGGCCCCGGCGGUUCUUACACACCCUCGGAUCAACCACGAUCAGCUGUGGAUCCCUCCCCCUCUGCGUCUCGAUGCCUUACACCGACUUCAGCUCCACCCAUCUGUCCCACUUCCGUCUCUCCCACAACCUCUGCAACUGUAAACUCUAUGCCUCCCGCUUCUGCUGCGGCGUCUCAGUCUGCAUCACAGCAACCACUUCCCCCUCCUCAGUCAAUACAGGUCAAUAAUACCUUCUUCAACGCACAGUUGAAUGUUCAACAAAUGAAUUAUCAACACAUCAACGGGGGCUGCUGCAGCGCUCAGAUGCAGAUUCAGUUUAUGCAACAACAUCCCUACUACGGCAGCAACGGUUGCCCAGUGCCACAGCCUCCACCGAACCAGAGGAUUGAGUCGCGUACUCCACAACCCCCAAGUAAUGUGCAAAUAAUGCCAAAGACUCCCCAUACCAUUCAAUACCUUCCCACCUCCUCUGCUCCCGUCAUCCCCACGUCAUCUGCUACAUCUGGCGCUUCUACCCCUCCGAUGACAUCAACAAACACGAUUAGUGUGGUCGGAGGACAGUAUCCACCACAGCCGGUUUCUCUCGGUGUUAACGGGAAGCCGCGAAUUUCGCAAUCAGCGGCCUCUACCGUUCCGCCACCCGUGUCGAGAAUUCAAUCACCCACUCACUCUCAGGUGGCCCCUAAUGCAGUGGCCACCAGCUCCACAGCUCCAUCAGCCAACCCCUCAACAGUUGGCGUCGGUGUCGCUACUUCUACUUCAGUUACACCCGAGCAUCGGGCGACGACAAUUUCACCCAGGCAGCAACAACAACAACAACAAAGGGAGCAAAAAACAGAUCACUCACAAACACAUCCAGCGCAGCUUCCUAUGACAAAUAUGGCACAGGGCUCAAUGGCAAUAAGCAGUAGUGGUGGUGCGAUUCAUUCCGGGGAGAUGACGGCAUUGCCUUAUGGGAUGUACGUGGGCAGUGGGGUCGCCACUACUCAGAAGUAUCCGCAGGGCUUCCCGGUGUCCUUAGUGGAUGUUCCUCAGGCGCAGCAGUUGGACAGUAUAAAUCCCUUCGAUUUUCCCCAAGGUGCCACUACGUACUCCGUCUCCGCCUCCAACGCGAACGCCCAGCCUCGCGGGCCCUAUCGCGAGCAACUACACAUUCAAUACGCCUCACCAGCAUGCUCGAGCACUUCUGUGACUUACAGAGUGGAUGCCGAGCUUCCGUCCUCUGCCCCAGCCCCCACCGCCCCCACCUCUUCCUCCGCCGUCACCUGCACAACCACUGCCACCAAAAAGUUCCUCCCCUCGUCCUCUCAAAUGUACAUGGGCGAUAUGACCUACCAGCAGCAGCGUUGGCAGCAACAACAACAGGUUCAAGUGAUGGCUGGAGGCGAUUUCUACGUUCAACAAUCUCAAAAUAGCACCGGUGGUAGUAACAGCGAUGUCAUGAUGAUGCCUCCUACGGCAACAAUGCAAGCAUCUCAAGCACAGCAGCAGUACUAUAUGCCACCGCCAGUGGGGGUCCCGAGUCACUUGCACCAGCAGUUGCAACCUCAGCCUCCUUCGCAUGCCAGCCAUUCACGGGCUUAUCCUGCUCUCCUACGUGACGUUGGCGGCCAUCUGAUGGGUGGCUUGGAUGUGAGUCACGGCCACUGGGCUAAAAACGAAAAGGAUGACGGGGAUGAGUUUUAUGGCGCCGUCACUGAACGUGUAGCCCCACCUUGGUCCAGCAGCAUCAUCAGACCCCCACAUUUUGUGACGAAAGUUGAGGCCUUUAAAAAUAAUGGAAAUGAUUACGUAACAACGGUGAAUACGACCGCUACCAAAGGUUUCAAAUAA